This is a messenger RNA of Liolophura sinensis, 3277 nucleotides long. Its product is annotated as G protein-coupled receptor kinase 3-like. Gene Ontology annotation, biological process: regulation of signal transduction; G protein-coupled receptor signaling pathway; protein phosphorylation. Gene Ontology annotation, molecular function: G protein-coupled receptor kinase activity; ATP binding; G protein-coupled receptor binding. The record is from RefSeq and is a predicted model, not a curated record. The transcript is spliced from 19 exons. The coding region runs from base 133 to 2250 and encodes 705 amino acids. NCBI's taxonomy places the organism in Eukaryota, Metazoa, Mollusca, Polyplacophora, Chitonida, Chitonidae.
UAUACCAUGGAAUUGAGAUCGUGAUUUGUUCCUCUUCUAGCAAAUAUUUUAUUCGCUCGGCUGCGUGGAUCGUGAAGCUGUAAAUUUCAAGGGGAACAGUGGUCGUAAGAGUUUGUCUUUCUGCUAGCCAAAAUGGCGGACUUGGAAGCUGUGCUGGCCGACGUCAGCUAUCUAAUGGCCAUGGAAAAGAGUAAAUCGACUCCUGCCAAUCGAGCUAGUAAGAAAAUCGUCCUGCCAGACCCCAGUGUUCGCAGUGUCAUGCAUAAACACCUCAUGAAAAUGGUGGAAGUAACCUUUGAUAAAAUCUUCGACCAAAAACUUGGAUUUCUACUAUUCAAGGAUUUCUGUAACAAUGUGUGCGAGGAGCCAGUACCUCAGCUGAAGUUCUACGAAGAGGUGAAGAAAUUUGAGAAAUUAGAAUCAGACGAAGAGAGAAUCAAAGUAGGCAAAGAAAUAUAUGACCAAUUUAUCAUGAAGGAAUUGUUAUCACAGUCACACACGUACUCCAAAUCAGCUGUGGAACAUGUACAGGAAGCACUGACGCAGGCCCAGAAAACAAAAAAACUAGCACCUGAUAUCUUUACUCCAUAUAUAGAAGAAAUACGAAAUUCAUUAAAGGGGGAUAUAUUUAAAAAAUUUAUAGAAAGUGAGAAGUAUACCAGGUUUUGUCAGUGGAAGAAUCUAGAGCUCAAUAUUCAACUAUCCAUGAAUGAUUUCAGUGUACAUAGAAUCAUAGGGAGGGGAGGAUUUGGUGAAGUGUAUGGCUGCAGGAAAGCUGACACAGGCAAAAUGUAUGCAAUGAAAUGUCUGGAUAAGAAAAGAAUCAAAAUGAGGGGCGGAGAAACAUUAGCUUUAAAUGAGAGAAUAAUGCUUUCUCUUGUUAGUACAGGGGAGGGGAGUCCAUUUAUUGUGUGUAUGACCUACGCAUUUCAAACACCUGAGAAGCUGUGCUUCAUCCUAGAUCUAAUGAAUGGUGGAGACCUCCACUACCAUCUAUCUCAACACGGCGUCUUCUCAGAAAAAGAGGUUCGGUUCUACGCAGCAGAAGUCAUGUUAGGAUUGGAGCACAUGCACAAUCGCUUUGUGGUAUACAGAGACUUAAAGCCGGCGAAUAUUCUCCUGGAUGAGGGUGGACAUGUAAGGAUCUCAGAUUUAGGGCUGGCAUGUGAUUUCUCCAAGAAGAAGCCUCAUGCAAGUGUCGGUACCCAUGGCUACAUGGCUCCCGAAGUUUUAUCCAAGGGCACAGCGUAUGACUCCAGUGCGGACUGGUUCUCAUUCGGCUGCAUGCUUUAUAAACUACUCAAAGGGCACAGUCCGUUCCGACAGCAAAAAACCAAAGACAAGCAUGAGAUUGACCGUAUGACGAUGACCAUGACGGUGGAGUUGCCGGACUCGAUGUCUCCUGAAAUGAAGAGUUUAUUGGAAGGUUUGCUGCAGCGGAAUGUUGAGGACCGGCUAGGCUGUCAGGGCAGAGGGGCCCUGGAAGUUAGGGAGUACCCGUUCUUCAAGGGGAUGGAUUGGACGCAGGUCUACCUACAGAAGUAUCGGCCCCCUCUUAUCCCUCCCCGAGGUGAAGUCAAUGCAGCCGAUGCCUUUGAUAUUGGUUCCUUCGAUGAGGAAGACACCAAAGGAAUUAAGCUAACAGAAGCAGACCAAGAAUUGUACAAAAAUUUUCCAUUGGUCGUUUCGGAGCGAUGGCAGCAGGAGGUGGCCGAAACAGUAUUCGAAACAAUCAACUCUGACACGGACAAACUUGAGCAGAAGAGGAAGCAGAAACCUAAGAUUGAUGAAGAUGUUGGUCCUACUGACUGUAUUGUGGAGGGAGAAGUCCUCAAACUUGGUGGUCCAUUUUUGCAAACCUGGCAGAAGAAGCACCUGAAGCUGUAUCCUAACAGAUUGGAGUUUUACCACAAGAACCGAGAUGGACAAGUCGUGAAGAGCAAGGGAGUGGAGCUCGUGUCAAUGUUGGAUAUUAAGGAAAUUUACCCAGAGUUCCAAAAGCUAAACAAAACUGAAAACUGUAUUGUGAUACUACUGAAGAAUGACACCAAGUUGGCCAUAACAUCUCCGGAUCGUGUGUUGAUAAACCAGUGGAAAGAUGAGAUCAUCAGUGGCUUUAAGCUGUCCUCAGAAAUCAUGGCAAAUAUGAACAAGAAGGCGAGUAGAAUGUAUGGGGCAGACCUGUCAAAUAGCCCCAGUACGGAAAACUUCAAACCUACUCUCGAGCACCGAAAUAGCAACGGCAGCUAGGAGAACCAAGCCUAUCCCAGAUCUCACUAUAUGCAGACAUUUGGUAACAUUUGUGCCCAGCCUAGUAUGAAGAGAAGUGGUAUCCAGCAAGGAUUGUUUCCCCUUACAGUCGGCAACCCACACUUUUUUUUUUUUUUAAUUGCUGCAAAUUAAAUCCGUUGGGCGUUGUUUGGAUGUCAGAGCCUGCGGUGGACAAGCCGAAGGGACGAGGACCAAAGUUGUUAGUGCAGUGCGUGUUGACUCGUGAUGACAGGCAGGCACAAGUGCUGGUAGCACCAAUCCCUAGGGCAGAUCUGUCAGCAGUGGUAGUUAACAAUAGUGACAUCAGUGUCUCUGUGGUGGGCCAGGUUGUGGCUUCUGCGCCGUGUGAGGAGCAUCGCGACGCUGGGCUACACACAGUAGAGUCAAUGCUUGUCGCAGUAUGACCCAGAGAGCGGCUACGUUUAGCUCUGGAAUAGUUUUAAUUUAUGGCGUGUUUUUAAUACAACAAGUGGUUUUCUUGUUUUUUCCUUUCUUCUACAUGUUUCUUCAGAAAUCCAGUCUACGCUGUGGACUCUGUGCAGAGGCACUUGUCUCUGACCUCGUCCCGUGUCUCGUCCUGUCUUGUUUUGUCUCGAUUCUUGCAAGUGAUCCAUGGGUUAUUGUGUGGCUGAGAUGUCAUCGUGGGAAAGGGCCUUGGUUUCCUCAGUUGUUUUGAAGGAGAUGAGGAUUUUACCAGUCGUUGUGUUUAUUCUUGAACGGAGCAAUGUGUUGCCAAAGUGCCCUGGAAUUCACACGCGAGGCAAAUUAGCCACCUGAUUUGGUAUCAGGGGAGGUAACCCCAAGCAGUGGCCAAGUGGGGAAAAGCCACAUGUUGGCAAGCUGUCCACAGUCAAUGAUAUACAAUGCUCAUCGGUGUGAACAUUAGUUCAUUAGAAGUGGGGGCUGUUUUUAACCCCUCCCUCAUUUUUUUCAGUACAGUAGCUGUGCAUGAUUGAUAAAAUGUGAAUUUGUACCAAGGUUUUCCAGAGGAAAAACACGAACAGUA